AGCGUAGUAAGCAAUACUAUUGAUACAACAAUCAAGACAGGACAGCGUGUUCGCGAUGCCGCCGAAGGUGCCACCGCCGCCGCGGCCGGAUCCCAUCACGCUCGACCAGAUCUACGCCCAACUGACGUCCAGCGACGUCUCCUUCGACACGAAGGCGUACAACGUCGUGGCGCUCAACACCGUCGCCUUCCACUCUUCCGUGAAGCUGUUCUUCUUCGACGACCCCGCGCUAGCGUCCACGGCGGCUGCCGGCACCUCGGCGGACGCCACCGCCGCCGUGGCUGGCAAGCUGCGCAGGGAAAAGCUUAUCAAGAACGUCGCCUUCAUGCUCGCCCAGCGCAACAACGCCAUCUGUCACGAGUGUCGGUGGGAGACGGUGUCGCUGCUGGGCGAGCUGUGUCGACUCGAUCAGACCCACAAGGGUGCCCCCACCUCCGCGCCCGCGUUACUGGAGGCAAAGCUUAACGGGUACGCGAAGGCGAACUUGGAGUUUCUCGCGCAGCUGCCGUGGUUUCUGCCUUCCAUCGACGCCAUUAUCAAGGCGGGUGGUGGACACGAAGAGGUGAGUGAAGGCGGCACGACGGCCGGCGCCGUUAGCGGUGAAGCGGUCGCGGCCUCUGGGAGCAGUAGUCGUGCCGCUCUGAAGGAGAAGCUUCGCGCCGCCCGUCAAGCACAUCAACACCCCCACAGGGGCAACGACGGUCGCACCGCAGCGGAUGUCGUGGAAGGUAUGGAGGAAGACGAGGACGUGGUCAUUGCACUCAUGGAUAUCCGCCGCGCCCUGCCGCGCUACACGAAGCCCACCUCGCCGAGCGCUGUGGGAGGAUGCUUUGACUGGACAGAUGCCAAUGUGGAGCAGGCGCGGGACUUAAUGUUUGUCGACGCGUCCACCUCGAUGUUGCACCUCAUCCCGGCGGUGGCCCGCAGCGGCAGUGACGUGUGUGCGCAGUGUCUGAAGCGCGCCCCCGCGACGACGACCAGCCCGGCGCUCCUCCGCUGUGGCAGCUGCAAGGCGGUGUACUACUGCUCCCCAGAGUGUCAGAAGGCGCACUGGACCACGGUGCACCGCACGCCGUGCCGCGCCUACAAGGCCCGCUGCGACAGCAUUCUGGAGCAGUACUACGCCGCGAACAGCGUGAGCGCGAAGCGGAAAAAGAAGGAGCUGGCGACGGGCGAGGUGGUGAUCCUCGAGGUGCCGCUGGAGCCGAGCUUGUUUUACGAGACCCGCCGCUACUUGUACGACCACCGCGACGAGUCCUUUGAGGGGGUGGAGUUCUCGGAGUACUUUAUGAAGUAUAACGUGCGGGGGACGUAG
Molecule: messenger RNA, 1315 nt
Organism: Leptomonas pyrrhocoris
Lineage: Eukaryota; Euglenozoa; Kinetoplastea; Trypanosomatida; Trypanosomatidae
Product: MYND zinc finger (ZnF) domain-like protein
Exons: 1
Coding region: 56-1315 (419 amino acids)
Source: RefSeq, a predicted model, not a curated record